AUGAAAUAUAACAAAUAUAGUAUCCCCAAAGAAACAGUAAGAGAAGGAGGAAACGCAUCAGAAGUGGUAACUGAGUACCAGAUGGCCGUUCUUAGUGAAGAGAAGAGUGUAGGAGGACACGGUGAUGAAGAAGGAAAUGUGUACUUUUACAAUGAAGAAGGCAUGCAAGAAGGAGAGGGUGAAGAAGGAAUCAUGUACUAUUACAAUGAAGAAGGCAUGCAAGAAGGAGAGGGUGAAAAAGUAAUAGUAUACUAUUACAAUGAAGAAGGCAUGGAGGAAGAAGAUGGUGAAGAAGAAGAUGGUGAAGGAGGAGAUGGUGAAGAAGGUGAUAGUGAAGAAGAAGAUGAUGAAGAAGGAGAUGGUGAAGAAGGAGAUAGUGAAAAAGAAGAUGGUGAAGAAGAAAGGGUAUACUACCAUAGUCAAGAAGAUAUGGAGAAAGACAGUAAAAGACAAAUGCACAAUUUGCAUGGAGAUGGUAUGCCAAUUAUAGAUCCAAAUAAUGAAGAUUUGGAACAUGAGCAGGGAGAAAAUUUGCCACGAAUAAGAAAACCCGACGAGGAGAAUAAUGUGGAUAGAAAAAAACUUGUACUCACAGAUUACAAAGAAUGGCUUGAUCAGAAGGAAUACAGUAUAGUACGCGCACUACGAAAUCUGUGGGAUAAGAUUUAUAAUUCGAAUUUUAUGAUUCGGCAUAGAUAUAAACGUUCUAGUGAAGAUGAAGAAAUGCUCACAAAUUCUGAAUGGCAUAAUUGGUUGCAGGAAUUGAAGAAUGAAUGGUCACGCUACAAUGUCUACUUACACCAGGAAAGAACUAAAUGGUUCCAGGAAAAGGAAAUAGAGUUCCGUCACUUUAUAGAGAACUUCCAAUUUAAAUGGAUGCAUUACAACAAAGAAUUACUAGAGGAUCACUCUUUCGAUGUUUAUAAGAAAUCACUAAAAUGGAACGAUACGAAAUGGAUUAAAUGGAUUGAAAGGGAUGGAGAAUCUAUCAUGAUGAUGGAUAUAGAGAAAUGGAUAGACCAAAUUAGAAAAGAAUACAAUUUAUGGCUACUGAAAGAUUGGGAACAAUGGAAAAGUAACAAAAUUUUGGACUGGUUAUUGAGUGAAAAGAAAUGUGAUCAAUAUCAGUACUGGCUAAAAUGGGAGUAUUCAAAUGAAAAACCAUCACUUAGAAACGAAAAACUGGACUGGUACAAAUGGAAGAAGGUUAGAAAAAAUGAAGCUAAAGACUGGAAAAAAUGGGUCCAUGAAAAAGAUCAGGCAUUAAUAGAAGUUAAGGAUGAAAUAUGGGAAAAUUGGAAAGAGGAAAAAAAAAACGUAUUUUUCUCAAUGCUCAACCACUUUAUUAACAACUGGAUAGCCAAAAAGCAAUGGAAAGUAUGGGUACUGGACUUGGAAAGGACGUGUCAAAGCAAUGUGUUUAUCUAA
Plasmodium inui San Antonio 1 is the source of this 1428-nucleotide messenger RNA. RefSeq lists its product as hypothetical. The record is from RefSeq and is a predicted model, not a curated record. NCBI's taxonomy places the organism in Eukaryota, Apicomplexa, Aconoidasida, Haemosporida, Plasmodiidae. The transcript has a single exon. The coding region runs from base 1 to 1428 and encodes 475 amino acids.